CAGAACCCAAUGUGAUUACGAAAAUGCUUGUUACGUUAUCGUUUGUGUAAGGUUAAAUCACUCGUGGUUAAACUUCGCAUUAAGGAGACAAACGGUGCUAAAAUGUCAGGCGAAGAAGAGGAGAGCGACAAGGGUUUUCGGCUGCUGGGGAUUCUAGAUGUCCAGAAAACUCCUUGCUCCAGAGAGGCCGUCCUGCACGGAGCUGGAGGCUCAGUAGCAGCUGGACUGCUGCACUUUCUGGCCACCAGUCGGGUGAAGAGGUCUUUUGAUGUGGGAUUUGCAGGUUUCAUGCUCACCACACUUGGAUCCUGGUUAUACUGCAGGAUGAGCAACGCUAAGCUUCGUGUACAACAGAGAAUAAUCCAGGACGGCAUCAAGAACAAAGUCGUGUACGAAGGGACCGUCCUGGAUCCCACCAAAAAACCACAAGAAGAAACGACAUCGGGCCCCUCAUGAUGCUCAGGUGCUGAAACUCUUCCUCCUCUUCCUCCUCCUCCUCUUCCUCCUCUGUCAGGGCUCGGAGGAGAUGAAAGGACUCUGUCAGCUGUCACUCUGUUGUUGAGUUUUCCAAAAGACUGACUUCUACUGCACAACUUUUUUUGUUUUGUUUCGUUGUUUGUUUUUUUUUCUUUGUUAACAGCAAACCGAAAACAUUCAAUCUCACAUUUCAUCCCGCCUUUAUGACUGAAGGA
Molecule: messenger RNA, 692 nt
Organism: Scomber japonicus (chub mackerel)
Lineage: Eukaryota; Metazoa; Chordata; Actinopteri; Scombriformes; Scombridae
Product: cytochrome c oxidase assembly protein COX20, mitochondrial
Exons: 4
Coding region: 103-456 (117 amino acids)
Biological process (GO): mitochondrial respiratory chain complex IV assembly
Cellular component (GO): mitochondrion; mitochondrial inner membrane
Source: RefSeq, a predicted model, not a curated record